Messenger RNA from Penicillium vulpinum, 1113 nucleotides. RefSeq names its product 3-isopropylmalate dehydrogenase. NCBI's taxonomy places the organism in Eukaryota, Fungi, Ascomycota, Eurotiomycetes, Eurotiales, Aspergillaceae. Gene Ontology annotation, molecular function: magnesium ion binding; 3-isopropylmalate dehydrogenase activity; NAD binding. The record is from RefSeq and is a predicted model, not a curated record. Gene Ontology annotation, cellular component: cytosol. The transcript has 5 exons. Gene Ontology annotation, biological process: L-leucine biosynthetic process. The coding region runs from base 1 to 1113 and encodes 370 amino acids.
AUGGUCAAGACACAUGAUAUUGUGGUGUUCCCAGGCGACUAUGGAGGCCCUGAGGUAAUGGCUGAAGGCCUGAAAGUGCUACACGAGAUCCAAAGACAGUAUCAAACAGACGUCACACUAAACCUCAAAUACCAUCUCAUUGGCGGAUCCGCAUUCGAUGUUCAUGGCACUCCUGUGACUGAAGAGGCCCUUUCUGAUGCCAAAGAAGCCUCAGCGGUACUUCUUAGCGCCGUUGGUGGUCCGGCUUGGCAGGGAAGCCCGAUCCCCGUCGAAUCGGGGUUGGGAAGGCUGCGCAAGGCCAUGGACGCAUUUGGAAACAUUCGACCGAUCAAUUUCAUUGCCCCCGUGUUGAUCGAAUCAUCCAGCCUAAAAGAGCGGGUGUGCUCGGGGACAGAUAUCGUCAUUGUGCGUGAGCUCAGCGGCGGCAUAUAUUAUGGAGAUCGUCGGGAACAUGACGGCACAUUCAACGCUGCCUCGGAUCUCGAUCACUAUGACGGAAGCACAAUCCAGCGCAUUACGCGGUUAGCAGCCUGGCUUUCCCGGUCGAAGAAUCCUCCUCUGCCGAUAACUAGCUUAGACAAAGCUAAUCUGCUGGCGGCGUGUGGCCGGCUGUGGCGUGGCGUGGUGACGGAAACUAUUGCCUCAGAGUUUCCAGAUCUGACACUUCAGCAUAUGCUAAUCGAUACGGCGGCCAUGACCAUAGCUCUUCGACCGACGACGCUCAAUGGAAUCGUCUUGACCAGCAACAUGUUUGGCGACAUCAUCAGCGACGAGGCUAGUGCCAUUCCUGGCAGUCUUGGUCUACUGCCUAGCGCGAGUCUCUGCGGGAUUCCUGACGAUGCUGAUGGGACCGUAGUGCGUGGCAUCUACGAGCCUGUGCAUGGAUCCGCACCCGACAUUGCCGGGAAGGGUAUUAUCAACCCCACUGGGAUGAUUCUAUCCAUAGCUAUGAUGCUUCGCUACUCACUUGGGAUGCCUGCCGCUGCAGUUGCUGUCGAAACCGCCGUCAGGGAGGUCAUUGAGCGGGGUUGCCGGACGAGAGAUAUCGGUGGAACGGCUUCAACAACGGAGUUCGGUGACGCAGUCGUAGCUUGUUUAAAGGAUCAUGCAUGA